Paracoccidioides brasiliensis Pb18 is the source of this 279-nucleotide messenger RNA. RefSeq lists its product as uncharacterized. The transcript is spliced from 2 exons. The record is from RefSeq and is a predicted model, not a curated record. The coding region runs from base 1 to 279 and encodes 92 amino acids.
AUGGCGGGCGUUGGGUGUAAACGGGCGUUGGGUGGUGGAUUACUAAGAGAAUACUGCCCAGGUCAGCUUAACCCCACUGACACUCUGUCAAGGCGCUCAGACUAUGCCAUAGUCAAUGAGGAAGAAGAUUCUGUUACUGGACCUCUUCCAAAAGUGCAGAGCAGUGCCACAGAGGCAACAAUGCACUCCGUAAAAGCAGGAGACAGAGUUCUUGAGUCCCAAGUUGAGGCUGGCACUAAAGAUCAUAAACUUCUCAUGUCAUGUCUUGCGGCAAUAUGA